Molecule: messenger RNA, 1027 nt
Organism: Setaria italica (foxtail millet)
Lineage: Eukaryota; Viridiplantae; Streptophyta; Magnoliopsida; Poales; Poaceae
Exons: 5
Coding region: 488-817 (109 amino acids)
Source: RefSeq, a predicted model, not a curated record
CAUUAUCGCAGCACGCCGCGUCAUCAAAUCGAGGCCGGAGAGAGAGAGAGAGCAAAAAGAACAAAAAAAAAAAAGGUUUCCUCGAGCGUGGAAGCGAGUGGGAGGGAUUCUCUCUCUCUCUCUCUCUCUCUCUCUCUUCCCGGCGUGGUGAGAGGUGAAUCCCCAAUCCGCCGGUGCCACAGCCAGCGGUAGGGUUGCGGGGAUCGCGGUGCCGGUGCGGGAGCGGGCGCGGGCGCGGGCGCGACUGCUGUAGAGUAGCCGCCGACGACGGCGCGGCGGAACCGGAUGCUAUGCUGCUGAACUGCGGGUCGCUCUCCUCCUGGGUGCGCCGCUUCGUCGCCUGCGUCGGAGCAGAGGUUGUUUUGGUUGUGCCCAGCCUACUCCCAUAAUAGCUGUUGAUGAGCCUUCAAAAGGUUUAAGAAUUCAAGGGCGCUCAGUAAAAAGGCGCCAUUUGUCCGACGACUUUUGGAGUUCAAGUCCGCACGAAAUGGAGAACAGUGCCCUGCAAUCCCGACAUAGUAUGUCUUCAAUCAGUACAGCAGCACAACCUAAUGACCAGCAUGCUGCUGGAAGUAGCAGCAAUCCAAAUGAAUUUGUAAAUCAAGGUCUUCUACAAUGGCACCAGACUAGACAACAGUGGAUUGGAAAACGAAAGCGUAAUUCUCAGGGCCAACAAAGUCGAGAACCAAAAAUAAGUCAUUAUGCCACAUAUGAGAGCCUGCUUGGUAGCACAAAACCAUUUGCACAAUCGAUCCCUCUCAGUGAAAUGGUGGAUUUCCUCGUGGUCAGCUGGGAGCAGGAAGGCCUAUACGAUUAGGAGACGGUUAAUGGAAGUGUAUUGUUUGAGGCCACGUUAUGAAAUCGCUGAAAUGUACGCAAACUUUAGUUGGCUGCCAAAGCUUGUGUGGUGAUGAAUGUGGAUUGUCUUGGAGACAGGAUGGCAUCCCUCUCUUAAGCAAAUGUAAAAUAUUCUGUCUUUUACUGCUAGUAAUUGUGUUUACAGCGUUCAAUUUGCUGUUCCUUGGUU